This is a messenger RNA of Silurus meridionalis, 2930 nucleotides long. RefSeq names its product solute carrier family 26 member 1 (gene slc26a1). The transcript is spliced from 3 exons. Gene Ontology annotation, biological process: transmembrane transport. Gene Ontology annotation, cellular component: membrane. NCBI's taxonomy places the organism in Eukaryota, Metazoa, Chordata, Actinopteri, Siluriformes, Siluridae. The record is from RefSeq and is a predicted model, not a curated record. Gene Ontology annotation, molecular function: secondary active sulfate transmembrane transporter activity; oxalate transmembrane transporter activity; bicarbonate transmembrane transporter activity. Bases 174 to 2282 code for a protein of 702 amino acids.
AUUAAGCUGUGCCAACAUGAUUGAACCACUCGUUUUCUGAGUCACAAGGUAAUGAGUGAAAUUUCUAUUAGAAUGAAAGAGUAGAAACGACAUUGGAUUUUAGACUUGAACCUGAAUUAUUCUGGAGUUAGGACAAAGAAUCUUCUUGUCACACAAGGACAGCAUUAGAAGACAUGGAGGAUACAACCCCUCAAUAUACAUGCCACCUGGAACGCAAAGUUCAACGGAAGAAGGGACCAGUAGAGGUCAUUAAAAGCAAACUGCGCCAUCAACUGUCUUGUUCACUGCCCAAAGUGAAAAGGACAUUAACAGAUUUCUUCCCAGUUGUGCGCUGGCUGCCCAAAUAUAAGAUAAAAGAAUAUGUGUGGGGUGACGUGAUGUCCGGGCUCAUAGUAGGGAUUAUUUUAGUUCCUCAAGCCAUUGCUUACUGUCUCCUUGCAGGCCUGGAGCCAAUUUAUGGUCUGUACACAUCUUUUUUUGCCAAUAUCAUCUACUUCUUCUUAGGCACAUCCAGGCAUGUAUCUGUGGGUAUCUUUAGCCUUAUGAGUUUAAUGGUAGGGCAGGUUGUCGAUAGAGAAGUCUAUUUAGCGGGGUUUGAUUUGAGUGAAGACAGUAAGCAAAGCUCUUUGGCUGCUGUAUGGAACACCACUAGAGACCACCAGGAUACUGAGGACAACCUCACCCUAGUGGCCUUCAGCAGUGAAUGUGGAAAGGAAUGCUAUGCUAUUGGCAUUGCAACAGCUUUAACAUUCCUUGCUGGAGUUUACCAGGUCCUGAUGGCUGUGUUGAGGCUUGGGUUUGUUUCAAUUUAUCUCUCUGCUCCCAUGCUGGAUGGCUUCGCAACUGGUGCCUCAUGCACCAUCCUGACAGUACAGGCAAAGUAUCUGGUGGGCCUGAAAAUCCCUCGUCAUCAGGGUUAUGGAACCGUGGUUGUGACUUGGAUCAACAUUUUCAAGAACAUACAUAAAACCAACAUUUGCGAUUUGAUUACAAGUGCUAUUUGUAUAGCUGUCCUACUAGCAGGAAAAGAGCUCCAGGACCGGUACAAGAACCGCCUGAAGAUACCACUGCCUACAGAGCUAGUAGUAGUAGCCUUAGCAACAGUGGUUUCCCACUUUGUUGAUCUAAAUGGUCAGUAUAACUCAAGCAUCUCAGGUGCCAUUCCAACAGGUUUCAUCCCCCCAAAGGUUCCAAGCAUUGAACUUUUUCCGCGUGUAGCACUUGAUGCCAUCCCAUUAGCUGUGAUCAGUUUUGCCUUCACUGUCUCUUUGUCAGAGAUGUUUGCAAAAAAGAAUGGCUACACAGUCAGACCAAACCAGGAGAUGUUGGCAAUUGGCUUUUGUAACAUCAUCCCAUCAUUUUUCCACUCUUUCACCACAAGUGCUGCACUUGCCAAGACUAUGGUAAAAGACUCAACAGGUUGCCAAACACAAGUAUCUAGCGUGGUGAGUGCUUUUGUUGUUCUCUUAGUUCUUUUGUUUUUAGCACCGUUUUUCUAUUCCUUACAAAAGUGUGUCCUGGCCUGCAUCAUUAUUGUCAGUCUGAGAGGUGCCCUGCGGAAAUUCAGAGACUUUCCCAGGCUUUGGAGCCUUAGCAAAAGCGAUGCGACUGUCUGGAUGGUGACCAUGUGUUCAAGUGCUUUAAUCAGUGUAGAGAUUGGCCUGGUGAUUGGAGUAGUCUUUUCCAUGAUGUGUGUCAUGGUGCAAACCCAACAUCCCAAGGCUUCACUACUGGGCCAAAUUGAGAACACUAAUAAUUAUGAGGACAUGGAUGACUAUGAUCACCUUGUGAUUAUUCCAAAAGUAAAAAUAUUUCGCUUUCAAGCUCCACUUUACUAUGCAAACAAGGACUUUUUCUUAAAGUCUUUAUUUAAAGCAGCUGGACUCAAACCAUUCCUUGAGAAAAGCAGAAGGAGAAAACUAGAGAAAAAAGCUAAAAUUAGAACUGCAACGCAGACUGACAAAGAAAAUGGCGAUGUGAGUUUAAGCCUAGUAGCAAGCGAAGUGGAUUUCCACACGAUAAUCCUUGACUGUUCUUCUGUCCCUUUCAUUGACACCACAGGUAUGAACACCUUGAAAGGACUGAUAAAAGAGUACAAAGAAUUGGGUGUAAAUGUGAUAUUGGCAUGCUGUAACACAAAAGUCAUAGAUUCUUUGAGACGAGGUUCUUUCUUCGGGUCUGAUGAUAAAGAAAUGCACACACGGUCAUUCCAUAAUAUUCACAGUGCAGUUUGUUUUGCCACAAGCGACAUUGCAGCAUCGGUGAACACUACAUCUGUGUAGAGGGAGUGUAACCUGAUCAAAUGCUCAACAAACAUCACAGACAUUAAACACACACCUUUUUUACUUCAUAAAUUAUUAGCUAAAGGAGAUUCCAAUCUGACAGUAUUAAUGAUCAAAUUUUUUUUAUUCUUAUACACAAAUUUAUACUGAGUUUUUUCUUAUUUUCUCUUCCUAUAAGAGAUAAUGCUAUUGUUACUGUAAGUACUUAUGCUACAUUCAUAUUAUAUGGGAGAAUGGGGAAAACCCUGCUGUUCCGACAUAAACACAUCCAUUAAUGUUUACUGUAGUUUUUAUGUGAUGCUAGUUAGAAAUUGCACACAGUAUUCUUCAUGUUAAAUAAUGCAUCUCAUUCUACAUUUAGUGCAGUUUACUGGCUGUAAUGUGUAUUAAGAUUAAAUAUGAACAACAAUUCCUAAUUUUUUUAAAUGACAUGUUUGUAUAAUCCAUUGCCAUACUACAACCUUUUGUGAGCAAUAUCAGAGCUGUCAAAGCUUAAAAUUACUAAUUAAAGGGUUCCUUUUGUACAGUUCUCAUUUAAAUAGUAGGGAGUACAGUUUUUCCCAUAUGAUAUGAAUGCUGCAUUAACCAGCUCUUAUAAAUGUGACUAAUGUAAACCUUUUUAUGUAUUAAUAAAUGGUAUUGAUUUUG